AUUUCGCAUUCCUUAUGUCGCCCCACCCAGACACCGACUCAUUUCUUCCACGAAUAAGAUGUGUUUUUUAUGCAACUUUCGACCCAGAGCAAGGCCCUAAGAUAGCAUACCAAGUCCCAGAAGGAACAAUCACCACUCCAAUACCAAAUGCAGCACUCACUCCACACGUUAUGCCAGUCCUGAAUGGGGCCCUGCCAGAACCCGACGCUUUUGCUCUGAACUCUUCUUCGAUUUCCGCCCGGCUGGGUUCAAAGCCUCCAACGCAUAACAGAGGAUUGUCUCAGCCUCAUAGAAGCAAAGCAGGCACACCAAUCAUUGGUAUAUUUGACUUCAAAUCCAUCGCAGAGUAUGUGAUUCCGAAGGACCAGCUCUGUGGGCGUUUGGUUCGAUGCAACACUCCGAGCCACCGCAUCAUUGGAUUCCCCGUGAAACUGACUGGCUCCCGAUAUCGGGAUGAGUUGCGACGGAAUUCCUUCCGCUACAACCUGUGCUUCGUUUUUGAUCGCAUGGCCGACAUCUCAUGUUACGAGCCCAUCGUGCGAAAGGUUGCAAGAGUCUUGCUCGCUUGCGAGCAAGAGUCUGGCCUUCUGUCAAGUCCCGACUGCUUGGCUACAAUCCAGCCCAUGUUGGAACAGUUGUAUGAGGACUUGAACUCGUACUCUGAGACCUCCAUUCCCAUCGACAAUUUCAACUCCAUUGAGUUACAAAUAUUUCCGUUCUUUCCCAAUCCACCUCGUGUUCAUGAUUGGCAAGUUCCUGUGGCUCUGCUGAACCUCGAGAAGAGAAAGGACCCAAGCUGGGACAUCACCAUGUCCAAGAUAACCCCUCAUAUCAACGGCGUUAACCACGCGCAGCGGAUUGCUGACCUGGCCGAUGCGAGCCCCGCCUUAACAAGGCAUUGUCUGGAGCAUCUGCUGUUUUACCAAUGCAUUAUUAUGAUUGACAUCUUUCAGUACAGUAACAUGUAUACUUUCAAGUCAAGUAUUCAGUGGUUGGCAGAAGAUCAGGGUGUGCGAGAAGAGUGCCCGCCGUAUGUUACAUUGCCUGGUUUCCCUCAAUCAUCUCUCACGGACUUGCUGCAUCUCUAUUCUCGGCUCAAGCCAAGUAAAACUAUCCACAGUUGGAUGGAAGAGAACAAUAUUACGGAGCGUGGAAUUGACCCACAGCGUUUUGUCACUUUCGGCACAAUCAAGGGUUUCCUGAGACGAGUACAUCGCUGGCCUGUUCUCCUGCCUCGAGAGAGGACACUGAAAAAGGGGAAAAAUGGUGCCUUAAUGAAGGAUGCUGCAUCCAUCUUGACAUCUUCAAAUAAGCCACCCAAUGUAACCAAGCGUGGGGAAGCAUCUAAUUCUGCAACCAAACCAGCAACACGCACACGACAGACCUGUUGUCCCCCCACCGAACCCGCUUCAUUAGAAAGUACAUCAAGAACCUCUGUAACGACGGGAGGCAUGCUCCGAGGUACGUCUGCUGCGAGAGCAGAGCCCAAAGAUGCCAUUAUAGAAAAACUUGGGUCAAUGCUCGACGGGUCACACAAUUCCGAUGAGCUAUGCACGAUGUUUCGAGUCAGUUGGCAUGAGUUGGAGAAGUAUCUUGCCAUCAUUGGAGGGGCGGAUAAAGAACAGAAAUAUGAUGAAGUUCUGGAUCAUGACACCGCGGAAGUAGAUCGAUUCGGGAGAGUUCGCAUUAUAUACCGAUAAGUAUGUAGAAGAUGGGUGCGAAAUUCGAUUAUAAAACUCGGCGUUUCUUUGGACGGGUUCCGCCAAUUUUUACGGGUGUGCGGUCGGUUACUCGUUGUAUUAACUUCCGAAUAUCCUCCCCUUCGGUAGACGCGAUGGCACGAACGACCCCCUCCCUGCCUUGGCCGAAUCCUUUGAAGUUGAAAUACAGUUGUAACGUCGAAUAAGGGUUUGGAAGAGUUUCUUGCAUCCUUCGAAUAUGUUUAAAUAUGCUAAUGGCGCAUUGAUAUCCAG
Molecule: messenger RNA, 1973 nt
Organism: Cantharellus anzutake
Lineage: Eukaryota; Fungi; Basidiomycota; Agaricomycetes; Cantharellales; Hydnaceae
Product: nitrogen permease regulator 2-domain-containing protein
Exons: 6
Coding region: 15-1700 (561 amino acids)
Biological process (GO): positive regulation of autophagy; negative regulation of TORC1 signaling
Cellular component (GO): vacuolar membrane; GATOR1 complex
Molecular function (GO): GTPase activator activity
Source: RefSeq, a predicted model, not a curated record